AGAGAAAGCUCUGCUGCCGAAACACUGCGUCGACUCCCGUUAAUAAUAAACACAUUGCGGAUUAUUUUAUGGAUUUAUAAAUGCACGAUUCAAAGGAAACAUUUCACGGAUUGUAUCACGAAUUGGGAAGUUUUGUCCAGGAAGAGAUUGGAAUUUAGAAGUUUUCUCCAGCAGGAAUCUGGAUUGAUGUCUUAAUGCAACUGUUUUGGAAAGAGACGAAGGGCAACUUAACGAAGACUCCAAGUAAAACUAGUUACGGUGACAUCCCGUUCUCGCCGGGCACAGCAGGUGUUUCGGCUUUUCUUGGCUCCACCGGGGAGAUGUUUCAGGGGUUCCCCGGAGACCUCGACACCGGUUCCCGUGAAAGCUCAUCUCCUUCUCUUGAAUCUCAGUACCUUUCGUCCGUGGAAUCCUUCGGGAGCCCACCCACCACCAGCGCACCGCAAGAGUGUGUAUCUACCACAGGUGGGGUAGGGGUGGGUGGAGGGUCAACUGGCACCGGGGCAGGGGUGGACAUGCCCAGCUCAUUUGUGCCCACAGUGACGGCCAUCACCACCAGCCAGGAUCUGCAGUGGAUGGUGCAGCCUACUCUCAUCUCCUCUGUGGCACCGGGACAAAGCGCCGCAGGUUCCAGCACCAUGACGCAGCCUGUUGCCUUGGAUCCUUAUGACCUGCCCGGGACAAGUUUUUCUGCUGGGGGCUUCACCCCACCAAGCUCUGAUGCUCCUGGCCCAGUGCGUCAGUCUCGAAGCCGACGGCGUACACGAGAUGAAGCGUUGACCCCUGAGGAGGAAGAGAAAAGACGAGUUAGAAGAGAGAGAAAUAAACUGGCUGCCGCUAAGUGUAGGAACCGACGGCGUGAGCUCACAGACAGGUUACAGUCGGAGACAGACAUAUUGGAGGAGGAGAAGGCUGAGCUAGAGGCAGAAAUAUCCGAGCUGCAAAAGGAGAAGGAGCGCCUGGAGUUUGUCCUGGUUGCGCACCAGCCCAGCUGCAAAAUUCCCUAUCAGGACCAGCCGCCUGCGCAGAUGCAGCAGACCUCCCCACAGGCAGCUUCCGUCUCCGUGGUGGGUUUGACUGUGAAGGAGGACUCUUUCUACCUGCCGCCCGCCUACUCGUCCCACCACCACCACGUCCCGGUUUCACAGCCCACGCAGACACAGCCGGCCCCAGGACAGCAGCAGCAAGGGAUGAUGCAGGAGGUAGCCUUUUCUAGUUCUUUCUAUGGGCAGGGCCAGCCGGCGCAGGACGGCCCGUGCCUUGUUGCCGACGGUGGCGGUAACCCUGACGCCGGCAGCUACAUCCCCUCAUACACAUCUUCAUUUGUGUUCACCUACCCAGAGGGAGCCUGCGGGGCCAGCGCUAACCAGCGAACCAGCAGCAGCGAUCAGUCCUCAGAUUCCCUGAACUCACCCUCGCUUCUUGCACUUUGAGAGCUCUGCAUCUCUGCCUCUGCUUGCCUGUCGACAAAAACACAUAUGCACAUAGAGAUCUGAACAUUUGGCAUUAAAUAAUUAUUAGGGAUCUCAGACAAUCUCCAUUUGUUUCUGGGAUCUCUGUCUUUUUACAUUUUAAAUUAAGGCCCAGAUGCGUUAGUGUCUGAGUGACUUCAUCACGGUGAUUUAAGUGUAUAUUAAUUCACAAUGAAUUCAGGCUUAAUAUCAAGAUGAGUCACUGGCCAACGCGCACACAUGUUUAAAUCCGCCAGCGUGUGUGGCACAUAAUAAUAAAAAAGCACAUUAGCACUCUCCCUCUUGCUUAUAUCUUUUCUUGCUCUAGCAUACAUUGGUGUACCAUCUCCCUCCUUCUCUCUCUCUCUCUAUCCAUGCCAGGUGCCUGCAGUGUUUUUGUCUAAACAGAAAAGGGGGGCAAAGAACUGCUUUUGUGGGUUUCGUUUAUUUUUGGGCCAGAUACUGCCUUGCUACUCUUUUUUUCCUCAUCCAGUUCAUCCACACCUCUUUUGACUUCUCCUAUGAAGGGGACAUUACCGCACACUCUCUACUAGCUACUUGUCUAUCUCUUUUAUCUCCCUCCGUUAUUCGUCCCCACAUCUGUUUCUCCUCUCUCCUGUCUUUAUGUACCUCUGGUUCUCUCUGAAGUCUUCAGCCCCUGAGAGCCCGUUGGACCCUGAAAGCCCAUGGAACCUUGAGUGAGUGCCAGCCCAACCCGACACCACAAACCCCCUCUCGCGGACCGGCCUGCUGCACUGCAUGGUGGAACCUUCACAAUGAGCAGACAUUUCAAAAACAUCUUAAUAAACCAGCCAUUGCACGCGGAUCAAACGACGGCAAACGCCAUAUACAGGCCAAACGGUCGGGACUCUUUAUUCUUCCUCAGUGCUGAGGAUUUGAUUAGAUGAUGCCAGGUAGACUUUGGGAAGGCCAGCAAAGGAACUUCAACAGGCAGGUGCUAAAAAAAACCUUGGAGGUAUGAGAAAAGUGAGAAAUCCGGUGGAUUGAGAGUAUUUAUAUGACCUGUUCAGCAGUAUAGCUCCACAUGUCAUCUCCUGCUGGUCCUCAUAUUUCUCACAAUGUUAUAGGCUUUCCCCUUUACUGCGUGAAUUGUUAGGCUGUGUUUCAUUAUGUGUUUCAACGAUAGUAUUAACUCUUAUGAGUGCAUACAAAGGUGGCUUUUAUUGUGAUAGUGUCUGGGUUUAAAAAGCAUUAUAGACAAAAAAGAAGAAAAUGCGGAAAGAAACGACCUCUUGGUUUUGGACGAGUGGCCUCUGUGCUUCUAAAAGUCUUUGACGUUGUUCUUGAGCUGUUUUGGUUUAGCACAGCUCUAGGCGUCGAUUGUGAAAAGAAGUCACACAGGACUACAUCUCCAGUUUAUUUCUUUCUUUAAGGGGGUUGUUAAAGUACAAACAAUGAAAAGCACAAAUGCCAGCUACGAACGGAAGGAAGGAAAUCAACGGUGGCCAAAAAGAAUGGGAUGUGCUUAUGAAUAUGAACCGUCUACUUUUUUGUGAAUGUUGAUGAUUUUUGAUGUUUUAAGUUACUGAGUUUUCAUUAUGCUUCUCUUUUGCUCUUGAUUGUGCCGUUGCUGCCAAAAGGAAGAAUUUUGGGGGGCUCUUAGCUGCUCCUUCUCUAUGUUACUGUUGUCUUACUGCAGUUAUCACAAAUAUUGUUAUUAUGGUUAUUAUUAUUAUUAUUUCAUAGGUAUUUCAUGUUGGCAACUAAAAACGCAUGUUGUGCACUAUGAAACUUUUUUAUGCCAUAAACUAUAUAUCUAUAAAAUAUAUAAAAAUAUAUUAUGUAUGCAUAUAUAUACAUAUUUAGUGUAUAUAUAUGCAAUGAUUGUAAUGUAAUGUAUGAAUGUUCAGAAAAUGUUAUUUUUGUCAAUGAAGACAGAAGGGAGAGAUGAUGCACUUGGUUUUGAUUUAAAAAUAGUUAUUUUUCUAAAAGAACAAAAAAUAUAAUAAACAUUAACAGCUCACCUUUCCCUUAAUAUGAAAAGCAUUGUUACUGCCUUUCAUACAAAAUGUGUAUUAUGUACGAUGACUAUAUUCAAACUGUGGGGCAUAUAGUGAUAUAUAUGUAUCACUUUUGUGGAUGCUGUCCACUGCUUUUUGCUGUGCUUGAUUUGUCAAUAUGAAAUUGGUCCCACAGCACUUGUUCAUCAACCCCCUGUGGACAAAACACACUGGACACAAAUAUCAAAAAUGCCUAAAUAAAUAUAUAUAUGCUUAAGAAAAAAUAAGUAAUGAACCGAGUGUCUCAAUGUAUACUAGAAUAUCUGCAGCUGUGUUUUAAGCAGUAAUGUCGCUUUUCAUGUCCAGUGUGUGCUGUCUGCCCAUAACUUGUGUGUGUGUGUGUGUGUGUGGGUGUGUGUGUAUUUUUCAGGGCUUGAUUGAUAACUUUCAAUCAGCCCUAAAAUAUAAAUGUUAUGGACCUGAUCAGAAUAUUAUGUGCAACUACAUCAAACACAGAUGCAAGUAUUUUAACUCAGAGAAGAUCCAUUGUUCUUAGUGACUUUGGCUUCAUGUGUAGUAUUUUAUGGGAUUACGAAGACCUUAUAUGUACAGUUGUUUAAAAUGAAAUGACUUUUGAUGAUACAUUUAUAUACGCAAGUGUAACCUUGUCUUGAAAUCAGACUCAUUUAAUGGGUCAGAGUUUAAAUUUAAAGCAGAAAAAAAUCAUUUUUGGGGAAAACAUAUGUACUAGUUGAAAUCUGAAUUAUGGCAACACAAAAUGUAAUGAAGAUAAAGCUUUGGUUUCACUAAAAGGGACAUUAUACAAUAUCAGAAAGCUAUUGAACUAUGUCUGUGCUGUCAAACAGCUUUGUGAUUUUGAGCAAAUUUACUUUGAAAGAAAGCUAUAUUGUGUGUAACAACAGUUUUAUGUUGUUUUGUUUUUAGAUGUUGGUGCUUUUGUCACUUCUACACCAAAACAUAUUGUUACUGUAUCUUUACCUAUAUGAUCUGGCUCUGAUAUGAUAGCAUAAAGAGAUGCAAAGUGUUGGUUAAAUGAUACAGUAUUAGUAAUUCUCUGUGGUCUUCCACUUUGCAAAAACUCCUCAACUGCACAAUCAUGGGAGACUAUGUUCUAGCUAUGAUAAUCCUAGGUAUUUUCAAAUUCACGGUGCAUUGAUUUGACACAGUGGAAUGCAAUAUAUCAGAUACUCUAGGACAACCAUGUAGCAAAUCAACUUAAUUGUAAGAUUAAAAUUGAUCCUGAAUGCUACAGUGUCACAGUAAAGAAUAGAGAAUUUUUUUUAUUUUCCAGGUUAUUUUAUGUAUGAUUUACUCUGCUAAGUACUUGGUUAUGCAUUAUGAGGUUGUAAAAUGUCAGUGCCUCUUAAGACAGUGGGGAUAAUUUGAUAGAUGAAUUGUUUUGCUUUCUAAUGCACAUUUGAAGAUUGCCUUCGAUUUAAAAAUAGUGAAAUAUUAGUGAUCAUAUAGCUUAAUGUUACAACCACUUGUUAAGUAUAAAGAGGGCUGAAUAUUUAAAACCUUUUGCCUUUUUCGAGGGGAAAUGAAUGGUAAAAUAUUACAAUAUGGUGCUUUUUUCAAUACUAUUUGUCUUUGUAUAUACUUGAUUAAGAAAGCAGAUGACAGAAGUGUCUGGUUUGAUGUCAUGGGCUUAGGACACUCGUGAUUGCUUUAAAGGAGUGCAUUCCUCACCCUGACUGAUGGCUCUGCUCUUAGUUCUCAGAAUUUUUAAUUCAUUCUAAACAUCCCUUGUGAGUGAUAUAACCCGCCGUUCUGCAUUCUUUAUGCUCAUUCUCCAUUUCAUUUCACUUUAUGCUAUAUUUCUAGCCCUUUAAUGAAUGGAGAAGGACAUGUCAUAUUGUUACAUAGACUGUGAAAAGUAGGUGUGCUGUCCUAUAUCUUUGUAUGACGUCCGUUUUUCUUGUAAUGAAAAUGUCUACAAAAUAAACAUAUUCAGAAGCA
Messenger RNA from Misgurnus anguillicaudatus (oriental weatherfish), 5392 nucleotides. It is a transcript of the gene fosb, whose product is annotated as FBJ murine osteosarcoma viral oncogene homolog B. Gene Ontology annotation, cellular component: nucleus. Gene Ontology annotation, molecular function: RNA polymerase II cis-regulatory region sequence-specific DNA binding; DNA-binding transcription factor activity, RNA polymerase II-specific. The record is from RefSeq and is a predicted model, not a curated record. NCBI's taxonomy places the organism in Eukaryota, Metazoa, Chordata, Actinopteri, Cypriniformes, Cobitidae. Gene Ontology annotation, biological process: regulation of transcription by RNA polymerase II.